AUGAGUUUGAAAAGAACAUCUGAAGCAUUCAAAGCGGCAUCAGACCAUUGGGCAAAGAAACAAAAGAAAGAUAAUUCGGUGAUAGAAAUAAACUCAUCUGACUCGGAAGAUCAUCAACCUUUACCUACUAUACCUGGAAAAAUUGUUCCAUCUCCUAUUAAAUUGCUUUACAACCCAAGUUAUCCGGAGAAUGAAUUGAAGCAUGUUAAUCAGGAAACAGUUAGAAUACAAGAUCUAAUCGGCUCAAAGUCCUUAGUCGAAACAUUCCAAUUUAAUUUCAAUGUGGAUUUACCCUUCUUUUUAACAUUUUUGGAUUCCAGCUUCACAAAUAAAAAGAAAAAGAUUGUAUUCAUAACAGGUAGCAGAUUGUUAGAUCCUGAAUUUGAUGAAACAGAAUUUAUAAAGCUGAAAUUCAAUAUUCUGGAGGUCGUAGCGAAUAUUCCAAAUAGAUUUGGCACGCAUCAUUCCAAAAUGAUGAUUAACUUUUUUGAAAAUGAUACGGUUGAAAUUGUAAUCAUGUCGGCAAACAUAACAAGAUUAGAUUUUGGUGGAUUAACUCAAAUGGUAUGGAGAUCAGGUAGAUUGAAGAAAGGUUCCACCCAAGGUACAAAAAGCUCAAGGUUUAAAUUAGAUUUAUUAAGUUACUUGAAAAAAUAUAAUAAAUCAAGAAUUGACGAGUUAUCAAGUCGACUUGAUGAAUAUGAUUUCCUGGGUAUAAAUGUCGAUUUAAUAGCAUCAGCACCUGGCUCCUAUGACUUGAAUGAUUCUGGCCGGCAUUAUGGAUAUGGGAGCUUAUAUGAUGUACUAAAACGCAACAAUUUAUUGAUCCAAAAUUCAGACAAAGAAAAACAUUAUAAUGUGUUAGCGCAAGUUUCCGCCAUAUCAUAUCCUUUUUCAACAGAGAAAUGGGCCACAGCUGGUAUAUUCACUCAUUUGUUAUGCCCAUUAAUUUUUUCAAAAUUUCAAGAAUUCAAAUUGCUUCAACCUGGGAAGGAUAGUAUCAAAACGCAUCAACAUGAAAAUAAUUACACCCCAAGUAUAGUAUUUCCUACAGUAGAUGAGGUUGCGCAAAGUAAUGUUGGAUUCAUGGCAGGUCAAGCAAUACAUUUCAAUUAUACAAAAUCUUUUGUUCAUAAAAACUAUUUCAAUCAAGCUAUACGACCUUACUUACGAAAAUGGAACUCAAGUGGAACAUCAAUAAUUACUGGAAGGGAGAAAGUUGUACCUCAUGUUAAAUUAUAUAUGUGUGAUAAUGGUGAUGAUUGGAAAACUUUGAAGUGGUGCUAUAUGGGAAGUCAUAAUUUAUCUAAACAAGCUUGGGGUAGCAAGAAAGGAAAUGCAUUUAAAAAUGAUGAUCCAAGUCAAUAUGAGGUUAGCAGUUACGAAUUAGGUGUUUUAGUAACUCCAGAAGAAGGCACAUUAUUGAGGCCAUCCUAUCUAAAGGAUGAGAAUGUUGAGGAACAAAAUAGUACAUUUAUUCGUAUGCCCUUCAAAUUACCUGCAAAGACUUAUUCUGAUAAAGAUCUACCAUGGAGUGGUCAUGUUAAUUAUGGAGAGAAAACCGAUACUACUGGAAGAACUUACAACAUAUGA
Molecule: messenger RNA, 1593 nt
Organism: Lodderomyces pseudojiufengensis
Lineage: Eukaryota; Fungi; Ascomycota; Pichiomycetes; Serinales; Debaryomycetaceae
Exons: 1
Coding region: 1-1593 (530 amino acids)
Biological process (GO): single strand break repair; double-strand break repair
Cellular component (GO): nucleus
Molecular function (GO): double-stranded DNA binding; single-stranded DNA binding; 3'-tyrosyl-DNA phosphodiesterase activity
Source: RefSeq, a predicted model, not a curated record